AUGAACAUAUAUGAAACAAUCUUGGGCGAUGUAUUGUUGAAUAAUGGUGGUUUGUUCUUUGUAUAUGGCUAUGGGGGUACCGAGAAGACAUUUCUUUGGAGGGCGUUGUCUGCAAAGUUGCGUUCUAAAGGUGAUAUAGUUAUCAAUGUUGCUGCAAGUGGCAUAGCAUCAUUACUUUUGCUUGGAGGCAGAACUGCACACUCUAGAUUUGCAAUACAAAUACCUUUGAAUGAAGAUUCAACAUGUACUAGACAGGACAUUGUAGGAGCUACUAUUAAUUCUUCUUAUCUUUGGGAUACAUGUAAAGUUCUUAGAUUAACAAAGAAUCUAAGAUUGAAUAGGAUGGAGCUUGGUGUUGAUCUACAACAAGUUGAAGAUUUUGCAAAAUGGAUUGCAUUCACUGGAGAUGGAACAACGGGUGGACCGAAUGAUGGUUAUGCAGAUGUUAACAGUCCACCGAAUAUGUUGUUGCCCUCUACAGGUGACCACAUAGCCACAAUUGUAGAUAGUACAUUUCCCAUGUUAAAAAAUGGUGGAUGCGAUCAUAAGUAUCUAGAAAGUCACACAAUAUUGGCCCCAACUCUUGAUGUGGUUACCUCCAUCAACGAGUAUAUGAGUCAUUUGCAUGUAGCUAAGAGCAAGACAUACUUUAGUUGCGACACAGUUUGUAAAUCUGACUCAAGUGACGGUAUCCUUGCAGAUGUGCAUACUCUAGAGUUUCUAAAUGGGUUGCGAGCAUCUGGUAUCCCCAACCAUGCUCUAACACUUAAGGUGGGUUCUCCUGUAAUGUUAUUGCGGAAUAUCGAUCACUCAAUGGGAUUAUGCAACGGUACUAGGCUGGUCAUUACCAAAUUAUCGGAGCAUGUUGUACAAGAAAAGAUAGUUUUUGGUAACAACUGCGGGACUAGGGUGCUGAUACCAAGGAUGUCGAUGACUCCAACUGAUAUAAGAUUGCAUUUCAAAUUCCAAAGAAGGCAAUUCCUGCUUAUGUUGUCAUAUGUAAUGAACAUUAAUAAAAGCCAAGGACAGGCGCUAUCUCACGUAGGACUACUGCUGAAGAAACCUGUUUUUGUACAUGGUCAAUUGUAUGUUGCUGCUUCAAGAGUUAGCAACCCGAACGGUUUAAAGAUCUUGAUUGGCAACGAAGGUGAUACGAGUUGUACUUCAACUACAAAUGUUGUUUAUCAUGAAGUGUUCAAUAAUUUGUAA
Ipomoea nil (Japanese morning glory) is the source of this 1209-nucleotide messenger RNA. RefSeq lists its product as uncharacterized. Bases 1 to 1209 code for a protein of 402 amino acids. The transcript has 2 exons. The record is from RefSeq and is a predicted model, not a curated record. Gene Ontology annotation, biological process: telomere maintenance; DNA repair. Gene Ontology annotation, molecular function: DNA helicase activity. Lineage: Eukaryota; Viridiplantae; Streptophyta; Magnoliopsida; Solanales; Convolvulaceae.